AUGCAAAGCAAAAACAUAUUUCGUUUGCAGGCGACGGAGGUCGAAUCCCCUGCCGAUGCUCGUGUCAUUGCGGCUGGCUUGAAGCUCUCGGUCAUUGUCAACAACAGCACCCAUCCUUUGAAGGGUUGGCUCGCCUGCCAACUGGAGACCAUGCAAGCAGGCCAGGACUGGCGACAAGCAUGGGCGCUGGGUGAUGGAGAUGCCGAAGCCAGGAUUGAGCAAGAUUCGGAUGGUUUGCGGUUGGCGCAAGUCCUGAAAGCGAGCAUCAGGUUGAGCAAGGCCCUGCAGAGCAAUGCUGAUGCACAGGUUGGUUUGAGCCAGCCGGAGCUGGACGAGCAUGCCGCCCUCUUGUACUUCGACAUCCAGGGCCAGUACCAGCCCCUCUUGAGCCAGUCUGUCCUGAUGGAUGUGCUCAGCCUGAAGGCCGUCAAGCAGGUUGAUGUGUUGGAUGAGAUUUGCCAGAAGAUCAUGAAGAGCACACAGGAAUUCGGCACCAGCACAGAAAAUUCAUGGAAGUACACCCUGAGCCAGGACAGCCCCAUGGAUCGUGUCGUGGCCAAGUACAAAGACACUCUCGAGACGCUCGAUGGCGAUGCGUGUGCCACAGCCAUUGAGGAGCUUGGAAAGGAGCUUGCCGCUUCGAAAAAAUUCGCUGAGCAGGCCCGCGUGUACUCCGAUGCCUUGCGUGACCUGGAGACCAAGAUCACAAAGUGUGGCACCGUCCUCGAGGAGUCCAAAGCCCUGGUCUGUGAGAGUCUGCUGUGUUUGGCUUUGAAUACCACCAACAAAGUGCGCAAGUUAGCAUUGGUGCGAUCCCAACUUGGGGACAUCGCAGGGAAACAAGUCAAGGAAAGUUUGCUGCUGCCGCAGUUGGUGAAGGCUGCUCGUGAUCUCGUGAAGUAG
Molecule: messenger RNA, 903 nt
Organism: Symbiodinium sp. CCMP2456
Lineage: Eukaryota; Dinophyceae; Suessiales; Symbiodiniaceae
Source: the annotation of a GenBank genome assembly